Solanum stenotomum is the source of this 2403-nucleotide messenger RNA. RefSeq names its product zinc finger CCCH domain-containing protein 13. The transcript has 12 exons. The coding region runs from base 900 to 2201 and encodes 433 amino acids. The record is from RefSeq and is a predicted model, not a curated record. NCBI's taxonomy places the organism in Eukaryota, Viridiplantae, Streptophyta, Magnoliopsida, Solanales, Solanaceae. Gene Ontology annotation, molecular function: metal ion binding.
CAAAAUUAGGGUUGUGAGAAUUCUGGAUUUUGCUCGGUUGUAUCGAUCCGUUUUCUUGUGAGCUGAGAAUUUCUCUGCUGCAAAUACAAAUCCCAAUAAUUUUGUAUACAAAAUCGAUGAUGGUGGAAAGGAAGCUGUAUAAAACGAAACUAUGCAUGCUUUAUCAGAGAGGUCGUUGUCAUCGUCAGACUUGCUCUUUCGCUCAUGGCAAUGCUGAGCUCCGUCGCUUCUCCGGUUCCGGUGGCGGUUAUUCUAUCGGACAGUGAAUAAAAGCCUAUCAACUGACAGGUUUUAGUAUUUCUUAUCAGAAAGGAAUUUGCUGGUUGCUUUAUCUUUGUGCUGCUUAUGGUAUUUUUCUCAGCAUCUUGGUUAAUCAUAUUGCAUCUUGAAGCAGCAGCGCAUGAGAGAUCAGGAAUGUUUCUCUGGAUAUAGUAUCUUCCAUAUAUUACUUACAAAUCUGCCAGCUUGAUGAACCAUAUGAAUGCUGUGCCCUAGUAAUGUCUUCACCCUUAUAUUCCUCGAGAAUAUGGUGUUCCCUUCUUGUGACUUCUGUUUGAAUGAAUCUUCAAAGGAACCUGUUGGAUGGUAUUUUUGUCCAAGAAGGCCUGUUUAUUAUCCUAUAUAUUGUCAUGCGGCUUGGAUAAUCCAUAUCCUUUUGAUAUGGCUGCUAGCAGAUAUAUGUGCUGUAGCAAUUUUUUUACCGAGCAAGAUGCAAGGAUGUCUACUACUUCUGUUGGUUCUAUGAUAUUUGAAGCUCUUCUGGGUAAAAGCUCAAAAAAUUGGUAUUCUAUAUCUGUUCAUUGUAUGAGAGAGGUAGUUUCUAUGGCUCCUUUUGGAACUCACAGGAAGGCAGUAUAAAUAUUUGCUGUUAUGUUUCUCUUGUAGUUUGAUGUAUUGAAAUGCGAGAUUUUCGUGGUCGUGACUUGAGAGAGAAGCUUGAUAGAGAGCAUUCUCCAGUGGGCAGAUACUCCUCUGGUAAAGGGCAUUCUCCAGUGGGCAGAUACUCCUCUGGUAGAGGGCAUUCUCCAGUGGGCAGAUACUCCUCUGAUAGAGGGCAUUCUCCAGUUGGCAGAUACUCUUCUGAAAGAGGGCAUUCUCCAGUGGGCAGAUACUCUUCUGAUAGAGAUGCAAGAGAGAGACAUGCAUCCCGUGGGCGCAGUCCUCCUGAGUCUGUUGAGAGGAGUGAUAGAAAGCGCAGGAUGAAACAUCAUUCGGAUGGUCAAAGUGACAUCUCUGGAAGUUUGAACAUGCCAGAUGGGACAGGAGAUCAUGUGAAGGAGAGAAAACAUUUAUCGUCCAAUUCCAAAGAUGUCCUUCAGCUUAAGCAGUUGCAAUCCGAAAUCAAUAUGUUGGAUGACGAAAAACGAGAACUAGAGAUAUACCUUGAAGAGACAACUUGUCAAGCAGAAAGUCUAGCUUCAAAAAAUCAGGAACUAGAGAUGGAACUUUUCAAGGAAAAGGAGGAACGUAAAAGGAUUACUUCGAAGACUAAGCAGUUCAUUGAAGCAUAUACUAAUCACUCACGGUUAGAAGCUGAACUGAAGAGGUCAGAAUCUCAGCUUCAAAAGCUCGCUUAUAAACUCGGCUCAGAUUUCAUCAGAACUGGUGCAAGUGAAGAGGAUUCUGCCAUCAACAUUAGUGAUGGAGGGAUGGCUGGUAAUCAUUUUAGUUCAUUGGUUGAGCAGCAGAAGAAUACUUCACCUACCAAGAAAAGGCCGAGAAUUCAUCAUGAAGCUGAUGAAACGUCAAAUCAAGCGUCAAUAAGAGCAAAAGGAAAUGGUGCGCAGAGGAUUGCUUAUCUUACUCAGCCGAGUAAUGAGAAGAAAGACGAGGCACAGUUCGAUUGGGAGACCGUAGCGGGUGAAGAGAAAUCUAAGAAGGGGAUAAACUUUUCCAAUGACAUGACUUUCACUAACAAGCCCAAAGCUUCUGAGAUUGCCGUUAUUUUGCCAUCAACCAGCAUGGCCGCUCAUGCAAAGGAUGAAGAUGUCGAAGUUGGUGAGACAGAGGAAAAGUUUGAAGUAGCUGGGAAUGCUACAAGAAGAGCUGGGAAGGGAGUUCCUUCUGGUAUCGCAGAAUAUCCUUUUCUACCACCUCCUCCUCCUCUUCCUCGAGGUGCUAGUUUGCAGUAUAAGCGUGAUGAUGCAGGUGAUGAUGCAGAUGGGCGUGAUGGAGAGAUGUUGGAGGUGGAUAUUGUUUAGCAUAGUGAUCAGUAUGUUGCCAUUGUAGGAUGUGACUUUGUACACCGCUGGUGCAUAUGUAGGGGAAUAGAGCUAAUGAACUGGAAAUUAUGGUCAGUCUGGCCAACACAUACAAGUGUUUUUGGAUACUAAACGUUGUUAUCGACCAAACAAACUGUGAAUGGUGCUUUUAAGCUUUGGUUACCAGAUUUUUUUUUGUGUA